Lates calcarifer (barramundi perch) is the source of this 2577-nucleotide messenger RNA. RefSeq names its product RING1 and YY1 binding protein b (gene rybpb). The record is from RefSeq and is a predicted model, not a curated record. The transcript has 5 exons. Gene Ontology annotation, molecular function: DNA binding; transcription coregulator activity. Gene Ontology annotation, biological process: positive regulation of DNA-templated transcription. The coding region runs from base 127 to 933 and encodes 268 amino acids. Gene Ontology annotation, cellular component: nucleus. Lineage: Eukaryota; Metazoa; Chordata; Actinopteri; Centropomidae.
GAGCCAGCGCUGAGUGGAGCCUGUCUGCCAACAGCUUCAGCAGCGGCUCUAUCUGGAUCCUACUACACUCACUGACAAUUAAAGGAGGCCCCUUUUUCUUCUUAUUUCCGAGGACUAUUCUUCACCAUGGGCGACAAAAAGAGCCCUACCAGGCCAAAAAGACAAGCCAAACAGACCGCUGACGACGGCUACUGGGACUGUAGCGUCUGCACCUUCAGGAACACCGCCGAGGCUUUCAAAUGCAGCAUCUGCGAUGUGAGGAAGGGCACAUCCACAAGGAAACCCAGGAUCAACUCCCAGCUGGUUGCCCAGCAGGUGGCUCAGCAGUACCCCAUGCCUCCCCCACCCAAGAAGGAGAGGAGGGAGAGGAGCGAGCGUACAGACAAGGAGCGCCCGGAUGGAGAAGGAGAGCGUGCCAACGGUGAGGGACGCCCAGAGGGCGAGCGCCCCGAGAGAGUGAGGCCAGACGGAGACACCCCCGAGAAGGACAAGAGUGACAAGGAACAGCCAAUCAAAGACAAACCCGACAGAGAGAAGGACAUCAGCCCAGCUGUCACGAAGAAGCCCAGCAGCAAAAAGACCAGACCCAAAUCAGACAACCAUCAGAGCCCACCCAGUGACAAACACAGCAUACAGUCAGGCAAAUCAGCAACCAAGACCAACAAGAACUCUCACAUUUCCAGACCUAAACUGAAGAACAUUGACCGGAGCACCGCCCAGCAGUUGGCCAUCACCGUAGGGAACGUGACGGUUAUUAUAACAGACUUUAAGGAGAAGACCCGCUCCUCCUCCACGUCCUCGUCCACCAUCACGUCCAGCGCGGGUUCCGAACAGCAGCACCAGAGCUCCGGCUCAGAGAGCAUGGACAAGGGCUCAUCGCGCGCCUCCACACCUAAAGGGGAUCUUUCUGUGGGGCACGACGAGUCAUUCUGAGGUCUCGCCCCUUUAACCCCCGCCCCCCCUCAUUCCCAGCCCGCCCGUCCUCACCCUGCUCCAUGCCCCCUUCCCCCCCCAUGUUUCUGGACACUAUGGAUCCUAUAGGGGGGAGAGAUUUCACCUUUCUCAUCGCUGCCCUGCCUCCAUUCCACAACUGCCCCUGGAUGCCAAGAGGAGCUGGCUGGCUGAGAGGAACAGUGCGGUGCGCCUGUCGGGGGAAACAACUGCCCUGCUUGGAGAACUUCCCUCGUGGUUACACCUGUGGCACAGGCGAGGAGAGCUGGGCUACAAAGAAUAACACAUCCCCUCCAUCCUAAACCCCCCUGCGGUAGCAUCCAGACACUUGUAUGUAUUGUUUUAUAUUUGUACGUGGAUGUGAGGCCAAGUCAACAUUUUUUUUGUUUUGUUUUUGUAAAGAAGAAUUCUUCGCUGGGCACAAUAACCACCAUCAUUUUAAUAACUUUAAACUAUUAUUACCCUUAUUUAUUACCUGUUGCACCUGUAUACUUUGAUAUUCUCCUUUUUAUGUUGAAGCUUUGCUGUGUAGCUCUGCCUAUCGAUCGUUCCUUCAGUGUUUUUAUUACAGUUUGAAAAUGAUAGGACAAGACUCGAGUCACAGACAGACACACCACAUACACACACAAAACACACACAGACACAGACACACACACACACACACACUGGUGCUAGAUACACUGUGAAGCGGUUUUGCAGAUCUGGGAUUGCCCAUUCACUCAAUGUGACAAAGUGCUGAUGAAUCAAAUUCUCAUUCACUUUUUCUCAACAACACUGUCUCACUCUGAACACUGUCUGGACCCCCAUUAGGUCCAUCUGCUUGUUCUGUACAGGUCAAUGUGCAUCAGAAGAAGAUCACCUGAAGUUCAGACACCUGACUUUUUCAACUAGAUUGUCUAUGAUUUAGUAUGCUAUAGCAGAUCUCUUAUACAGUAUCUUAUGUCCUUAACUGUACAGUGUAGGCUGUUGUGUAAAACACUAAAAGCUGUUGAUAUUUUCUGCAUUCCAUACCUAAAUAUUGAGUUUUCUGGCUGAAGGUAGAGCUGUCCUCUCAUCUCUUGAGCCAGAGCUUUUUUCUGUUGUGACUGAAGGAUGGUUACAUGCAGUUCCACUUGGUAAGACCACGUUGAACUGUAAAAAUAGACCUGUCGUGUCAAGCUGUUGUGAAUUGAUUUAAUUUCCUCUUUUGUUGUGGUCCUGAAGACGAUUCUGAAUCUUCAUUCUCUCAACCCAAUAUCCCAGAAAACAAGUGCGAACAAUGAUUGACAAUUCAAUUGACUUGUUUUUAUUUUUUAUUAAUUAAUUUAAGACUCCUGUCAUUGAAGGCAAAAAAAUAUUGCAGUAGUUAAUAGAACACAAUUGCUCUUUCAAUUUUUAGAACAGCAAGGCUUAUUUAAGGGUUUUAAUUCACUUUCACCUUAGCUGAUACUAGACCAACAUAAUUUCCUUUUAACUGUAUGAAAUUGUAUAAAGAAUAAAUGUGUAUAUGAUAUCUUAGUUUUAUUUAUUGAAGGACCAAAGGAAUUUCAUAAUGACAUGAUACAUAGACAGAUGAAUAACAAUUUGAAAUGCAAUUAUCUAAUGUGUGAGAUGAAUAACAGUUUAAAUAAAGACUAAUAUAAUCCA